ACUGGGGCUAUACGCGAAAAUUAUCGUCCCCUCUCCUCCUUGCAGCCAUCUUUCUCCGCGAAGGCGCGAACCCCUCCUCUCCCAGAAACCCUAGCCCUCGCUCCCCCCGCCUCCUCUUCUCCACUGCCGCCCCCUCGCCGCCGCCAUGGUCUCCGAUGCGGACAUGGAGGACUACGGAUUCGAGUACUCGGACGACGAGCCGGAGGAGCAGGACGUCGAUAUAGAGAACCAGUACUACAACUCCAAAGGUUUGGUUGAGACAGAUUCGGAGGGUGCACUUGCUGGUUUUGAUGCAGUAGUUCGUAUGGAGCCUGAAAAGGCUGAAUGGGGAUUUAAAGCUCUCAAACAAACUGUCAAGCUUUACUAUAAACUGGGGAAGUACAAGGAAAUGAUGGAUGCAUACAGGGAGAUGUUAACAUACAUAAAAUCUGCUGUGACCCGUAACUACAGUGAGAAAUGUAUAAACAACAUAAUGGAUUUUGUUUCUGGAUCAGCUAGUCAGAACUUUUCUCUUCUGCAAGAGUUCUACCAGACAACACUGAAAGCACUUGAAGAAGCAAAAAAUGAGAGAUUAUGGUUUAAGACAAACCUGAAGCUUUGCAAAAUUUGGUUUGACAUGGGGGAGUAUGGUCGCAUGAGCAAGAUACUGAAGGACCUGCAUAAAUCUUGUCAAAGGGAAGAUGGUUCUGAUGAUCAAAAGAAGGGCACACAGCUUUUGGAAGUUUAUGCUAUUGAAAUCCAAAUGUACACUGAAACGAAGAACAAUAAAAAACUCAAGCAAUUGUAUCUGAGGGCUCUUUCCAUCAAAUCAGCGAUACCUCAUCCAAGAAUCAUGGGUAUAAUUCGCGAAUGUGGUGGGAAGAUGCACAUGUCUGAGAGGCAGUGGGCAGAAGCAGCGACCGAUUUCUUUGAAGCUUUCAAGAACUAUGAUGAAGCAGGCAAUCCACGGAGAAUUCAAUGCCUCAAAUAUCUCGUCCUUGCCAAUAUGUUGAUGGAAUCUGAAGUGAAUCCCUUUGAUGGACAAGAGGCAAAACCGUACAAAAAUGAUCCUGAAAUCCUCGCGAUGACAAACUUGAUUGCAGCAUACCAGAAGAACGACAUUAUGGAAUUUGAAAAGAUCCUAAAGAGUAAUCGAAGAACAAUAAUGGAUGAUCAUUUUAUCCGUAAUUAUAUUGAGGACCUAUUGAAGAACAUCAGAACUCAAGUCCUGCUCAAGCUUAUUAAGCCAUAUACAAGGAUCAGGAUACCAUUCAUUUCAAAGGAACUAAAUGUCCCAGAAAAGGAUGUCGAGCAGCUCUUGGUAUCGCUGAUUCUGGACAACCGUAUUCAGGGCCACAUAGAUCAGGUGAACAAACUGCUAGAACAUGGUGACAGGUCAAAGGGAAUGAGGAAGUAUAAUGCUAUUGACAAGUGGAAUACUCAGCUGAAGUCCAUUUACCAAACGGUGUCCAACAGAGUUGGGUGAGAUGGCAGCCUGUCAUGUGCUUUGCACCGCGACAGAUUGGUAGGCUGUUUUGGGAUCUGAGGAUGAAUGAAAGAAUUGUUUCGUGAUGAUUGUGGGAUAGAAUCCUGGAUCUGGAUAAAGAGAAAUGUCUAUGCAAUGUACGUCGCACUCCAUCUGGUGGAUUAUAUUCUCUUCCUUCGGUUAUAUUGCCCAGGAGGACGCUGGGGUUUUGUCCUGACUGAGCCAGUGGUAUCGAGACUUCGCUGUGGUCGAAGUCACUGUCGCUCAAGUCCGUCAGUGUUGGUCUGUGAGGUUUGAGAUUCGAAUGACUUGAACGGUUUAAAUACGUCCGAUUUGAGCUUCUAAACAUUCACUUUGGGUUCAGGCCUGUUUGAACCAUUCACCUCAGCUUAGGGACUACAGUGGGUGUAAAUUGCAUUCGAAUUAUCCAAUCGUGGUAUUCAAUAGAACAUGAAUAUGGUUUA
This is a messenger RNA of Phragmites australis (common reed), 1929 nucleotides long. Its product is annotated as COP9 signalosome complex subunit 2-like. Gene Ontology annotation, biological process: protein deneddylation. NCBI's taxonomy places the organism in Eukaryota, Viridiplantae, Streptophyta, Magnoliopsida, Poales, Poaceae. The coding region runs from base 146 to 1465 and encodes 439 amino acids. The transcript has 12 exons. The record is from RefSeq and is a predicted model, not a curated record. Gene Ontology annotation, cellular component: COP9 signalosome.